This is a messenger RNA of Argentina anserina (silverweed cinquefoil), 1170 nucleotides long. RefSeq names its product photosynthetic NDH subunit of subcomplex B 2, chloroplastic. Gene Ontology annotation, biological process: carbohydrate metabolic process. Lineage: Eukaryota; Viridiplantae; Streptophyta; Magnoliopsida; Rosales; Rosaceae. The coding region runs from base 83 to 1153 and encodes 356 amino acids. The record is from RefSeq and is a predicted model, not a curated record. Gene Ontology annotation, cellular component: cytoplasm. Gene Ontology annotation, molecular function: glucose-6-phosphate 1-epimerase activity; carbohydrate binding. The transcript has 3 exons.
GUUGAACAAACAUAAGGAUGAGCCUAGCAAACUAAGUGACUAGUGUGUGGAAGCUGUUAAAAGCUUCUUCAUUCUCUUCCUUAUGGCUUCUCUUCUUUCCUUCUCUCUUCCCAACUCAAAGAUGAUGAUGAUAAGAGCUUCUUCACCGUCCACUUCUUCUGCGACGACGAUUACGGUGCCAGAGAGCCUUACUGACAGGUUUGGCAGGAAAGGCAUCAAGUUUGUGGAGUAUGACAACACUCCAUUUGUUGAGCUCACAGUCAGAAAUGGCAGUUCACUUAAGCUUCAAAUACCUAAUGCUCAUGUUACUUCGUAUAUGCCGAAAGUGUACUGGAAAGAAGAUGGCUUUGAGGAGGUUCUUUACACAAUUUCAGGUAAAGGAAGUGAGCCUAACAAAGCCAAGGGGGGAAUUGGUUUGGUUUUGAAUGAAGUAUCACAAGCAGGUUCAAAAGGGUCACCUGUAUCCACUUCUGAAUGGACAGUGAAAGAUGUUGAUUCGGAUUCCAUUGACGCUGUGCAGGUUGAAUUAAGCAGCACCAGUGGAAAACUAGAUAUCACAUAUGUUGUCACACUAUACCCAGUAAGCAUUGCAACAGCAGUUAAAGUGAAGAACAAUGGCCGAAAGGACGCGACUCUAACAAGCGCAAUACUCAGCCAUUUCAAAUUUAAGAGACGAAAUGGAGCAGCAAUCCAAGGCCUCAAGGGCUGCAGUUACACUGUACACCCUCCCCUAUCGUCUCCUUUUGAGAUUUUGUCACCAAAUGAAGCAUUAAAAGCUGAUCCAUCUCCUGGGUGGUUCUCUUCAGAGCCUGAAGGAAAACCAGGUUCCUGGACUGAACAAGAUGUACCUUUCACCAUUUUGAAAAACAAGCUCAGCAGAGUUUAUGCUGCACCUCCUAAAGAGAGACUCAAGCCUAUUUAUAACACCCCACCUUCAAAAUAUGAUACACUUGAUCAGGGACGAGAGCUCUUCUUCAGGGUGAUAAGGAUGGGAUUUGAGGACAUAUACUUAUCCAGCCCUGGUUCUCUGUCUGAGAAAUAUGGGAAUGACUAUUUCAUAUGCACUGGCCCUGCUUCAAUGUUAGUACCUGUGGUUGUGAAACCUGGUGAGGAAUGGAGAGGAGCACAGGUCAUUGAACACGACAACUUGUAGUAUAUCCAUCUUCAGUA